AGAAAGAGUUCUUUAGAGAUAAGAAGAUUCGAUGGUGGCGUGCUCCGUGGCGGUUGGUAGGCUGAGUAGGCUACCAAAAUGGCUUCAAGGUUUCUUUAAAAGAAUGCCCUUGCAUUAGCUAACUCCCAAGUAGUAUGGGCAGUAUGGGGUACUGGAAAACAGGAAAUGUUGGCUAGGAAUAAUUGAGAAGUUUAUCUUUUUCCCAACCCAGAAUAGGACCAGCCACCGAUAGACUAGUGCUCCCCACGCGUUUCUGGCUCAUGACGAGUCAGGCCAUUCACCGCUCAGCCCACAGGAUUCCGCCUGCAUGUACAGGGACUUGACGUCUUCACUGGCCAAUAAUGGAUGAUAAGGGUUCCAUACUAAAAACACUUACAGCUCAAGACCGAGUCCCGACCCGGCUUGGCGCCUUUGCUCAUCGUCCACCCCGAACGCCCCCGAAAGUUUCUGUGAAGUUUCUGCGAGAUUGAUAAACCACUUACUGCCUCACCAUUGGGGCGUUCGAGACCUGCAGCUUAGACUUACAUGCCCUGCUGAUCUUCAACUGUUCCUAGACGAACUAGCUGCCGCGAGAUCAAGAUGACUACCACUCAGCUUCCCGUGUCGGACUCUGAUAAGUACGAUUAUGUAGUCGUCGGCGGAGGCACAGCCGGCUGUGUCGUCGCCGCCAGGCUCGCGGAGCAUCUCCCGCAUAAAAAGGUGCUCCUCAUCGAGGCCGGUCCUAGCGAUUUUAUGGACGACCGCGUCCUCGACCUCAAGCAGUGGUUGAACUUGCUGGGUGGUGAGCUAGACUAUGACUACGGCACCACUGAGCAGCCUAUGGGCAACUCUUUUAUCAGGCAUUCUCGAGCAAAGGUGCUGGGAGGUUGCUCUUCACACAACACCUUGAUUUCUUUCAGGCCAUUCAAAUAUGAUAUGGAUAUAUGGCAAUCGUUGGGAGCACGUGGCUGGACCUUUCCCGUAUUCAUGAAGGCGAUGGAUAAGUUGAAAAAUACUAUUCAACCAGUUCACCAAAAACAUCGCAACCAACUGUGCAAAGAUUGGGUCAAUUCGUGCAGCUCAGCACUAGAUAUCCCGGUGAUCGACGACUUCAACAAGCAAAUUGCGCAAACUGGAUCGCUGAAACCCGGUGUUGGCUUUUUCUCGGUGAGCUACAACCCAGAUGAUGGAAGACGGUCCAGCGCAUCUGUUGCGUACAUCCACCCUAUUCUAAGGGGUGAAGAGAAGCGACCGAAUCUGACGAUCCUGACUAAUGCUUGGGUGUCGAAAAUCAAUGUUAGUGGUGAUGCUGUGGAGAGCAUCAGCUUAGGAUUGAAGGAUGGCUCUUCACGUGCCAUCAAGGCAAAGUCUGAGAUUAUAUUGGCCGCCGGAGCCGUAGACACGCCUCGACUUAUGAUGCUCUCGGGUAUUGGUCCCAAGAAGCAACUGUCCGACCUUGGUAUCCCCGUCGUCCGCGACAUUCCGGGUGUUGGCGAGAAUUUGCAGGAUCACCCCGAAAGUAUUAUUAUGUGGGAGCUGAAGAAGCCCGUCCCGCCAAACCAGACGACUAUGGACUCUGACGCGGGAAUCUUCCUGCGUCGCGAGGCACCGGGAGCCGGUUCUAAGAAAUCCGCCGCAAACCCGCAAGGCCUUUCUGACGGAGAUAUUAUCGAUGUUAUGAUGCAUUGCUACCAGAUUCCAUUCACAUUAAAUACUCUUCGCCUAGGAUAUCCCGAUAUUCCGGACGGAUACGCUUUCUGCAUGACGCCAAACAUCCCGCGACCACGCUCCCGAGGUCGACUAUACCUGACUUCGGCAGAUCCGAAGGUCAAGCCGGCUCUUGACUUCCGAUACUUCACCGACCCUGAAGGGUAUGAUGCGGCCACUUUGGUAUUCGGCAUGCGAGCAGCGCGCAAGGUUGCGGAGCAGGCACCGUUCAAGGACUGGAUUAAGAGGGAAGUUGCCCCGGGACCUCAAGUCCAGUCUGAUGAGGACCUGAGCUACUAUGCGCGAAAGGCAGCGCACACCGUCUACCACCCUUGCGGAACGACCAAGAUGGGUGACACCACGAAGGAUGAGUUGGCCGUCGUUGACGAGAAGCUAAAGGUUAAGGGAUUCAAGAACCUACGCAUUGUGGAUGCGGGCAUAUUCCCAACUAUUCCAACUAUUAACCCCAUGUUAACCGUACUGGGUGUUGCUGAAAUCGCCGCCGACAUGAUCAUCCAGGAGUCCAAUUCCCAGAAGGAGAGAGCUAGGUUGUGAUCAAGUUGGAUAUUUUAUUUGUGUACGAUUGAAUUUCUUCAUGCUUUGAUGAGGCUCGUUGGCGCGAAUUGGAUAUGAGCGUGGCCGCUGAACUUGGUGCAGGCUGUCAUGUUAUCGACUAUAUUAUAGCAGAUUAUGCAUUACAAAUAGUGUACAUAGAAAAAAGAAUGUGCUUAGAAGUGUAGCCUAGAGCGUUGAGAAUCGAAAUUGAUAUGAUCAUUGCAUUCUUUCCCUUCAAUGUUCCUUAAAUUCAAGAUUCGGAGAGCACAGG
Molecule: messenger RNA, 2512 nt
Organism: Annulohypoxylon truncatum
Lineage: Eukaryota; Fungi; Ascomycota; Sordariomycetes; Xylariales; Hypoxylaceae
Product: putative GMC oxidoreductase
Exons: 2
Coding region: 580-2241 (553 amino acids)
Molecular function (GO): oxidoreductase activity, acting on CH-OH group of donors; flavin adenine dinucleotide binding
Source: RefSeq, a predicted model, not a curated record